UUGAUUCAUUUAAACAGGAAUAUUAGAUCAUAUGUUGAGAUGGAAUCUUGAACUGGUGAGUACUCAAUCUUCCAACCUUUGGAAUCUCGUCGGGUCCAAAGGGCCAUCUCAGAGACGCUGUAAGUGGCGACAUGGAUUCCUAUCCCUUCCCUUACUCUUGACCCCCACACAGUAUAUUCAUUUUGGCAUCUCUUGCAUCAUCUCCACUCUUAAAGCUUAUAUAAAUCCCCAAACGAAAGCCUGGGGGUCACAACAUCUCCAUUCUUCCUUUUCUCUUUCAUUUGCUGUUGCGCGCAACCUCUGAAGUUGCUUCCAUGGCUGCCAACAACACAGAAGGGUCUCCAGGCACUUCCAUGCACGGAGUCCAUGGCACAAAGUCGGCAUUUCCCCUGUCUGUGGCUUCCCCUGAAGUCCCCACAGAAGCCACACCAUGGUUCGCAUUGCCUGUGGACUCCGAGAACAGGGCGAAAGUGAUCAAAUUCUUGUCCUUCAGCAGGCCACACAUGCUGACCUUCCAUCUCUCAUGGCUCUCCUUUUUCACCUGCUUCGUCUCCACCUUCGCCGCCGCUCCCCUCGUUCCGAUCAUCCGCGACAACCUGAACCUCACCAAGGCCGACAUCGGCCACGCCGGCGUCGCCUCCGUGUCCGGGACCAUCUUCUCCAGGCUCGUCAUGGGGGCCGUCUGCGACAUGCUGGGGCCGCGCCAUGGGUGCGCAUUCCUCCUCUUGCUAUCGGCGCCGGCGGUGUUCUGCAUGGCCCUGGUGUCCACCGCCACCGGGUUCGUCGCCGUCCGGUUUGUGAUUGGAUUCUCGCUGGCGACUUUCGUGUCGUGCCAGUACUGGAUGAGCGUCAUGUUCAACAGCAAAAUCGUGGGAACUGCCAAUGGGACGGCUGCUGGGUGGGGUAACAUGGGAGGGGGAGCUACCCAACUCAUCAUGCCACUCUUGUAUCAGGUGAUUCACAAGAUGGGUGUUACUCCAUUUACUGCGUGGAGGAUAGCCUUUUUUGUUCCUGGACUCAUGCUUCUCAUCAUGGGCAUCCUUAUCCUCUGUCAAGGACAGGACCUGCCGGAUGGAAACUUGAGAACUCUCCACAAGAAGGGAGAUGUUCACAAGGAUGAAUUCUCUAAGGUCUUGUGGUGUGCGGUGACCAAUUACAGGACAUGGGUCUUUGUCUUUCUGUAUGGCUACUCUUUAGGCGUCGAGCUUACCACAGACAAUGUCAUCGCCGAGUACUUCUACGAUCGGUUCCACCUGAAACUCCACACUGCCGGCAUCGUUGCUGCUAGUUCCGGAUUGGCCAACAUAUUUGCUCGCUCAGUUGGUGGACUUGCGUCUGAUUUUGGAGCUCGAAAAUUCGGCAUGCGCGGCCGUCUGUGGAACCUAUGGAUCCUGCAAACUCUAGGAGGUCUCUUCUGCAUUUGGCUAGGAAAGGCCAACACUCUACCACUCUCGAUCUUGGCCAUGAUCUUAUUCUCCAUAUGUACACAAGCGGCAGAAGGGGCGACGUUUGGCAUCGUUCCUUUCAUAUCCCGGAGAUCCCUCGGCGUAAUUUCCGGCAUGACGGGUGCCGGGGGAAAUGUGGGUGCUGCUUUAACUCAGUUCCUUUUCUUCACCAGCGCCAAAUACUCUGGUGCAGAUGGGCUCACCUACAUGGGCGUGAUGAUCAUAGCUUGCACCCUCCCGGCCACUUUGGUGCACUUCCCUCCGUGGGGGAGCAUGUUCCUGCCGCAAUCGAAGGGCGUCACCGAGGAGCAUUUCUAUGCAUCAGAGUGGACCGGCGCGGAGAAAGAGAAGGGACUGCACCAUGGAAGCGUGAAGUUUGCAGAGAACAGCAGGCCUGAGAGAGGCAAGCGCGUGGCAUCCGUGAGAACCCCAAUAGAGACCACACCCCCGCGUGUGUAGUCUCCAAUUUAAUUACCCUGUACAUUUCACGUGGCUUUACACAAUAUAAGCAUUGUAGUUAUG
Nymphaea colorata (pocket water lily) is the source of this 1967-nucleotide messenger RNA. RefSeq names its product high-affinity nitrate transporter 2.1-like. Gene Ontology annotation, cellular component: plasma membrane; plant-type vacuole membrane. The transcript has 2 exons. The record is from RefSeq and is a predicted model, not a curated record. Gene Ontology annotation, molecular function: nitrate transmembrane transporter activity. Gene Ontology annotation, biological process: nitrate transmembrane transport; cellular response to nitrate. Lineage: Eukaryota; Viridiplantae; Streptophyta; Magnoliopsida; Nymphaeales; Nymphaeaceae. Bases 315 to 1904 code for a protein of 529 amino acids.